AUUACUUCAGCGAUUAACCAAGUCAAUGGCGCCAGGUGGACCUGAAAUUGUAGACCAAGAGCCUAAAGAAGAUGAAAGCUCAAGUGAUAUUCAAGUUAAUCGAUCCCAAUCUCAUUCAAGUUCACGUCCGCAAUUGAUAUUAUCUUCAACUGGAAUGGAAUCUGUACGAUUUGAAGAAUUAGAGUUACAAAUUGGAGAACCUUAUUGGAUGCUACAUCAAGGUAAUUGUGAACAUAUCUUUACAGUAGAUGACAUAAGAGCUGUACAUCCAACAGAUCCAAAUUUACCAAAAGUUCCUAAUGGAAAUAUCUUACCUACCAUCAUCGAAGGAUGUUAUCCAAUCACUACCUUUCUAUCCCGAUUAACUUCACCCAAGUGUAGAGUAUGUGAUCGAGAUCCAGCAAAACUGGUGAUCAUGAAUGAUGAAUUAGUAGAUGAAUCACCUUGUUUUGUUUGUGAAAGAUGUUUUGAAUUGUUACAUGGUCAUGAAACUGGAUUUAGGAUUGGGAAAGUGGCAGGUAGAGAAUGGUGGGUUGUACCUUUGUUAGGAUCUUGAUUAUGUUUUUGAAAGGUUGGGAGGCGUUUGGGGUUGGU
Molecule: messenger RNA, 594 nt
Organism: Melampsora larici-populina 98AG31
Lineage: Eukaryota; Fungi; Basidiomycota; Pucciniomycetes; Pucciniales; Melampsoraceae
Exons: 2
Coding region: 26-556 (176 amino acids)
Biological process (GO): snRNA transcription by RNA polymerase II; snRNA transcription by RNA polymerase III
Cellular component (GO): snRNA-activating protein complex
Molecular function (GO): RNA polymerase III type 3 promoter sequence-specific DNA binding; bent DNA binding; core promoter sequence-specific DNA binding
Source: RefSeq, a predicted model, not a curated record